CCUGGUAUUCAGAGUUUGCACAUUAUCAGAGAGCUGAAUGUGACCGUGAAUUGGAGUUGACACGAGGCGUUUUCUCAGUGCGCGCGUGAGGCGAACAUGGAGACGAACGCGAGGUCGACCCCUCACUCGGUGAAGCGGUGGCAGCUCAGCGGGACGGACUAUGAGCCGCAGCGGACCGGGACCCUCUUCAGCAGCCGGACUCCUCUGAACCACAGGACGAGCAACCUGCAGUUGUUUGAGGAGAGGAUGAACCUGGUGAUGCACUGGUUUGACCUUUGGACUGACGGACAGAGGAAACACCUGUUGCACUCUUUGUUCACACGCUGCACCAAGUCACAGCUCAAGUACUGCAAGGAUUUGCUGAUCGAGACGGUUCCUGUGACUCAGGUGGACUUCACGGCGGUGCUGCCACGCUUCCUGUCCCUCUAUGUGAUGUCAUUUUUAUCCCCUCUUGACCUCUGCUUUGCUGCGCAAGUCAGCUGGCACUGGAGGGUCCUUGCUGAGCAGGACUGUCUCUGGGCCGGCCGCUGCAUCUCAAGAGGCUGGUUCCUUCCCUACACUCCAGGAGAGAAAGAAUUUGGAGCGUGGAAGAACCACUACGUCUCCUGCGUCUCCACGCUGGACUGGCUCACCCCCAGGGAGGCAGCCGAGCAGUACGGGACCCUCAACCAGCAAAGUGCGGGGAUGACGGAGGAGGAGCAGGAGAGGAGGAAGGAGAGGAAGAUCAGACAGAUGAUCAGAGACAAACUUCAGGAGGACAAGAGAGAAUCUCUGAGAACCAGGAAAGCCUGGGGCAGCUACACGAAGCCAGAAGGAGCCAGAGGUGGAAGAACUCAGACAGGGAGGCCCGGCUCUGGAAUAACAUUCAGCUCUUGGCCCUCUCUCUGCUGGCCUCCAAGGGCCGUUGGGUCUCCCAGCGUCUGUCUUAGCCCGGACAUGGGACAGACCAGGACUGCAGCCCAGAGCUUGGAGAGGGUCCAGGUCUCCAGUCCUAGCAGCAAAGCCAGAGGAGCGCUGUCGUCCUUCACCAGCAGACCUCCACUGCCACAUGCAGACUACCUGACCCCUCCGGCUCUCUUACUGCUGAUCUCCAACAGAAUCCCUGCCUAUGAGGUGGUGCUGAGUGGCGUGAAGUCAGGAGUGAUGGUGGUUCUGUACGACCACAGGGGGACUCUCUCAGCUCUGUUAACCCAGGUCGAGAGGACUAUUUCUGGGCAGAGAGCUCAGAGGCUGGGCCUGCUAGCUCCUGGAGGAACGGAGGAAAUCCAUCUGCUCCGUGGUAGCAGCCUGUCAGAGAAGACUCUACUGAAUCCCGACCAUAGAGACUUCUGGGAAAAGCUGUGUGGCUGGGUGGCACCAACUGAGGAAGGAGGAGGGAUUGACAUCUUCUCACCGCUGGCUGCAUCUGCAUCGGGAGUCGCUCUCAUGCAGGCUCUCUCUACGCUAACGGGUCUGAAGGCUCAGGCGCCGAUGGGUUUUGCCACCGGAAGUUUCCAGAACAUCCUGAGUGAGUGGUCUGACGGCAGUGUGCGCACCGGACUCUCGGAGCAGCAACCAGCAGCCCCGGCACUGCAGUUUGUGUGUGACGGUGUUCUGCAGGGCUGGUGCAGACAGGCUCAGUGGAUGGAGGAGGCUCUGGGGGAGCUGAGGGUCUGCCGGGGGCCACAGCUACAGCGGGUCAGCCUCCAGGCCAGGAGCCGAGUGCUGGGUCAUUUUCUGUGGGAGAAAAUCUGCCUCGAGGAGCUUUGUGUGUCCAAAGAUCUAAAUGAGGCUCUGACUGAGGGACUCACUGCUCUCACAAGACAGGAAGAGAACAGACCUCUGGAGUUUCUUGCCGUCUUCCUGACGAGAUGGAGUGAGGAGAAGGAGGGAGAAGAGAGUAGCGGAGGGGAAAAGAGGAGAAACAAAGGAGCACAUGAUUUCUCUUUGGCACCACACGACUCACAGAAAUGUGCCGGCCUCAUACCUGAGCUACCACAGAUAGUGUUUGAUUGGAGAGGUGCAGCUGCCAGAGAGCUCCACCACAGCGAGUGUCUUUAUCUGAGCAGACUGGGCGCUGUGCUGAAGGUGUACCAGGAGCCUCUUACAGCAGCUCUCAACUCCAACAGAGCCAUCAUCAGCUACGCCGACAUUCACAUUGUCCUCAGCCCUGUCACUCAAAUACUGGAGCUCAACAGGGUGUUUCUGGCGGAUUUACAAGCCCGGCUGCAACAGUGGGGUGCAGAGCAGUGUGUCGGAGAUGUGCUUGUAAAACUGUGCUCAAAACUCAGAGUCUACACCAACUACCUCAACAACUACAUCACCGCCCUCUGCACCAUCGACAAGUGCAGGGAGACGAAGCCUCCGUUCCGGGCUUUCCUGAAGCGAGCAGACAGAAAUCUUGCAACACACAUGCUGAGCCUGCAGGAGCUGCUGCUGUGUCCAGUGUGGAGGAUACAGGAGUACGUGACUCUGCUUCAGGUGUUGUCUUUACACACACACGCCGGCCACCCCGACCACACACACCUCUCCUCUGCUCUAAACACCCUGCUGGGAUUCAGAGAGUUCAUACAGAAGUUGAAGCGUAACUCAGAGAGAGACGGGCUGAUGGAGGAAACGCAGAAGAUGAUCCAAGGCUGUCCGAGCCUCAGUGAAGGAAACAGGCAGCUGAUAACAACACAGGAUGCUGCUUUGCUCAGGAGCCCUGAUGAACAGAUUCCUGACUCACUCAGGACCUACGAGCAGGUGUCUGAUGUGGGCCUGUUCCUGUUUAACGACGCUUUGGUGUUGACGCGGCGAAACGUGCAACACACACCGUUCUCGUUGGCUCACCAGAGCACACACACUUUCCUGGCCUCUGUGGCUCUCUCCAGUCUGGCCGUCAGAGAGAUCACACACACACGCUAUGUGCGUCAUGCCUUUGUCCUGGAGGGUCCUUGUCGUUCUUGGGUUUGUGCCACAGAAAGAGGAGAGGAGAGAGAGCACUUCCUGUCCGUGCUGCGUUCAGCCAUAAACUCUGCUCUGACGGGACAUCGGUGACGGCGCCGUGACGAGGAAACCCCGGCAAGACAAGAAGAGGUUAGGACACCACUGUUGGCCUUUUAAGAUGAUAAGUUAAACACAUUUUCUUUUAGGAAACAUCAAACAGCAAUUAUUUUUCCACACCACACAUGAUGUAAAGACUACCAACUCCUGCCACUGUGUCAGUGGUGUUCUGAGUGUCUCACUUCAACCUUAAUAGUAUUCAGAUUAUAGUUUAGAUUAUUAUCAGGGGGAAUCCUGUUGUCACAUAAUGAUUUAACAUUAGCAUAAUGGGAUAUGGUCACUUUUUGCAUUUGCAAUAUUUGGAGUAUUUUGAAACCUUUUGCACUAUCCUGCUUGUUAUUGACUGGAAGGUGCAUCACAUUACAUAUCCCAUCAACCUGUAUUUUAUUUUCUUUAUGCAUUUCUAUACCUACGUCUCCUGAUACUGCAUGAGUUGUUCAAUAACUGAUGAACUGUGUUAACUCGGCAUGAGCUAGACAUGUUAAACUCCCUCUACGGAUUAAAAAAAACAACUUUUAUACAUCCGUACUUCAACACAAUACUGUUGAGAAAACAGCUUAAUAAAUCUCAAUACUUUGUUAGUACGGCUAAUGUUGCUCAUUAAAAUCAAGUCGUUAUUUUGAUACUCUUCCAUCGUGAACCUGAUGUAGCUCAACUUAAAAACUGUUGUAGUUCUUUACCAUAUGUUGACGUGGGAAUCGCAGCAGAUAUUAUGAUGUGUUUGCGUUGUGUCUGCCGAAACUGUUUUUUUUUGUCUUUUGUGUAAAGUAGCUUUGUGUUAAACACUCCAUACAUACUUACUAUAAAAUGAGAAUAUUGUGGGUUUUACUUUUAUUGUAAUCACAUCAUGCAUUCAUUCCUUUAACAUUAAACCAGUAACAUUAGCUAAACAAUCCCAUCAUCACAAGUAGCAUCUUUAAUUUACAACAAAUCCUUUAAAUGUCUUGUUUCUCA
Anoplopoma fimbria (sablefish) is the source of this 3978-nucleotide messenger RNA. RefSeq names its product epithelial cell-transforming sequence 2 oncogene-like. Lineage: Eukaryota; Metazoa; Chordata; Actinopteri; Perciformes; Anoplopomatidae. The record is from RefSeq and is a predicted model, not a curated record. The transcript is spliced from 21 exons. Bases 97 to 3018 code for a protein of 973 amino acids. Gene Ontology annotation, molecular function: guanyl-nucleotide exchange factor activity; protein binding.